AUGGCUACCAUGGAGAACGUGAUCGUGCUCGUGAACCGCAUCCAGCGCGCCUGCACCGUCCUCGGCGACCACGGCGGCGGGGAUGUCGCCGCCCUCUGGGAAGCGCUCCCGUCAGUCGCCGUCGUCGGCGGUCAGAGUUCGGGGAAAUCAUCGGUGCUCGAGAGCAUCGUGGGGCGAGAUUUCCUGCCUCGAGGGUCAGGGAUCGUGACUCGUAGGCCACUCGUACUGCAGCUGCACAAGACGGAGGACGGCGUGCAGGAGUACGCCGAGUUCCUGCACAUGCCCAAGCGCCGCUUCACUGAUUUCGCUCUUGUGCGGAAGGAAAUCCAAGAUGAAACUGACAGGUUGACUGGAAAGACAAAGCAAAUAUCUCCAGUUCCAAUUCAUCUCAGCAUAUACUCUCCACAUGUGGUCAACUUAACAUUGAUUGAUCUGCCGGGUCUAACAAAAGUUGCAGUAGAGGGCAGCCUGAAAGCAUUGUUCAGGAUAUCGAAAAAGCAUGGUGCGCUGUCGUAUGUUGAUAAGCCGAAUUGUCUUAUACUGGCUAUAUCUCCUGCCAAUCAAGAUAUAGCAACAUCAGAUGCAAUCAAGCUUGCCCGGAAGUGGAUCCAACUGCAUCUAGAGGCUGCUAUCAGAUCACGAUUCUCGAGCAUAACCUCUCUGAUAAACAAAACUAUUGAUGAGCUUGAAUCUGAGAUGGAUCACCUUGGUAGACCUAUUGCCUCUGAUGCUGGGGGACAUCAUGGCUAUUCUUUUUGCAGGCUCAAUUGUACCUCAUCCUGGAGCUUUGCUGCAUUUGACAAAAUAUUUAAAGAACAUCUUGAUGGAGGACGACCUGGUGGUGAUAGAAUUUAUGGGGUCUUUGAUAACCAACUCCUUCUGCUUCAUGGAAGCUUCCAUUUGAUCGCCACCUCCGUGCAAAAUGUGAAGCGGGUUGUAUCACAGGCAGAUGGUUAUCAGCCUCAUUUAAUUGCUCCUGAGCAAGGGUACCGGGCCUUGAUUGAAUCUGCUCUCAAUUAUUUUAGAGGUCCAGCUGAAGCUUCUGUAGAUGCUGUGCAUUCUGUUUUGAAAGAGCUGGUGAGGAUAUCCAUUGGGGAGACUCAGGCCCUUGAGAGAUUCCGUGAAGAUGGCAGGAAAACUACUUCACGGCUGGUUGAUAUGGAGUCAGUAUAUUUGACUGUGGAGUUCUUCCGCAAGCUCCUACAGGAAGUUGAUAAGACUGAACUGAAACUCCAGGACUGCAAACCCUCCUGCUCCUUCGGAUGA
This is a messenger RNA of Miscanthus lutarioriparius, 1266 nucleotides long. NCBI's taxonomy places the organism in Eukaryota, Viridiplantae, Streptophyta, Magnoliopsida, Poales, Poaceae. The record is from the annotation of a GenBank genome assembly.